GCAAACCUGGGGUUGCGGCGGCUAAAGAUUGCGGAGGAAUUCUUGUCCCUUGCGAACUGGAACAUCCUGAAGCAUCCGCAGGCCUCAUCCUCCAUGAUGUCGAACCUCCAGCGAAACUUUGGCCGCCUUUACGCGGCACAGCAGCGCUACAAUGAGGCAGGCAUCUGA
Molecule: messenger RNA, 168 nt
Organism: Symbiodinium pilosum
Lineage: Eukaryota; Dinophyceae; Suessiales; Symbiodiniaceae
Source: the annotation of a GenBank genome assembly